Messenger RNA from Sitodiplosis mosellana (orange wheat blossom midge), 1670 nucleotides. Its product is annotated as heterochromatin protein 1-like. Lineage: Eukaryota; Metazoa; Arthropoda; Insecta; Diptera; Cecidomyiidae. Gene Ontology annotation, cellular component: nucleus; pericentric heterochromatin. The record is from RefSeq and is a predicted model, not a curated record. Gene Ontology annotation, molecular function: chromatin binding. Bases 616 to 1485 code for a protein of 289 amino acids. The transcript is spliced from 4 exons. Gene Ontology annotation, biological process: chromatin organization; negative regulation of transcription by RNA polymerase II.
CAGGCAGGUCACAUCGUAGCAUGUUAUUGUAGUGCGAUUCGUAAAUGGUGUGCUAUUGAUGCCGGUGCCGUUAUAGUAUACUCACAGCGAUCACCAAACAGAACGAAUAUAAGAACAAAGAGACGAUAAAAAAAAAUGUUAAUAAAAACAACAACUACAACGCACACAGAACACGAAACAAACUGACACAUCGAAAGUGUAAGUGUUUGAGAGAGCGCUCGAUGCAUUGAACGAUAUAUUUUUGCUGUUUGUUUGACCGACGAUGAAAAAAAAAAAGAUCGGAGCAUCGAAAAGUGCUGACGAUUGUGAGUGUGCUCAUUCGGUUAGCGUCUCUUGUUGUGUCAUUUAUGUAUCGUUGAAGACCAUUUCGUUUCGUUUCAUUUGUAUUUCAUUUUUGUGCAUUUUUCAUCAAUAUUUUCUUUACUAGUCCUUAGUAAUUUGGUUUUAAAAUCUAUUUUUCUAUUUUUAAAAAAAAUCGUGAAUUUGAUAAAAAAAACGAUUGAUUUUAUUCGUUGUUCUCCAAAAAAAAAAAUUUGGUGACAAAUCAAAGUCAAAGAGAGUAGGAGAAAAAAGAAGACUUUUUUCUAUUUUGACAAAACCAAAUCUGUUGCUAAUAUGAGCCGCCGCCGAUCAUCAAUUACCAAAAAAAUCAUCAAGGAGGAACCGGUGGACGAUGAGGAAAUUUUCGAAGUUGAAAAGAUUCUUGACAAACGCAUCGUUGUGGGAAAGCCACAAUACUUGAUCAAAUACAAAGGCUACCCGGAUUCCGAAAAUACAUGGGAACCACUGGACAAUUUGAAUUGCACUCGAUUAAUUCGGAAUUUUGAACGAAAGCUGCAGAAGAGUGCGAAAGAUGAAAAUGUGCGAGUGUAUCAUGAAUUCGAGAAGAUUGUCGCCAAACGCACCGUCGACGGCAACAAAGAUGAGUACUUGGUAAAAUGGGCUGGAGUGCCAGAAUCGGAAAAUACUUGGAUAUCAUCGAAAGAAUUGCUGUACAAAGAGGCGAUUAAAAAGUUUGAAAAUUCACUCAUGUCCCAUUUCCAGCCGAUCGGUAAUCCGUCAAAUGAAAGCAAGCGAACGACACCCAACACGGAACAACAACAACAACAACAACAACCAAUCGCACCUGAUCAUAAUUACAACAAAACUGAUACGGACAUCGAAAAUACGGCACAAAAUGCACAAGCACCCGCUGUUGGGGUGUGUCAAAGUGACAAGGAAGCUACCAACGAUCGAGCAGAUGUCGAACGCAUUCUCGAUUUAAUCAGAUGGGACGCAAAAAGUGAGGUAAAAUGUCUGGUAAAAUACAAAGGUAUCACGAAACCUCAAUGGGUACCAGUCAACGAAAUUAAACGCACCGAUCCCAUUCCACUCAUCGAUUACUACGAAACCAGAAUCAUUUUGCGCAAGAAACAAUACGAAAUGCAUUUUGAUCGCACUGCCAGCUCACCAGCUCAACGCAAACUUGUCGUGAUGAAGUCAUAGAAAACAAAUAAUUUUCCUCUUUUUUUAUGUCAUUGCAAUUCCUCAGUAUCUCAGUGAAAAUAGAUUAUUCUAUUGUUAAGCAUUUUGAACUUUAUGAAAGAAUAUUUUCGAACAAACGACUCUUUUUUUUCUAAUAUGGAAAUAUUGAGCAAAAAUAAAAACAUCGAAAUAAAAUGUGAACCCAA